Messenger RNA from Ectocarpus siliculosus, 1644 nucleotides. NCBI's taxonomy places the organism in Eukaryota, Phaeophyceae, Ectocarpales, Ectocarpaceae. The record is from the annotation of a GenBank genome assembly.
AUGAUGGCGGCGAUGGUAUCAGCCGCGCCUCGUAAUGUGGGCGGGGAGAUCCUCGUGCCACCAAGUGGCCAGGUGAAGCUCAAGGACAAAACAACCCCGGUGAUUGAACAGGUGGCAAAGGAGCAGCUGGACCCCGAAGCUCGGCCAUUGGUGUUCACGCGAGGCAGGGCGGACUUGUCCCUCUUGAAGCUGUUGCUGUCGAGCAGGGGAGCUUCCAUCUGGACGGACGAGGAGCACGACCGGACCAACGUGAAGAUGACACGCCCGGCGCACGACAAGUGGGGUAUCUCGAAGAUCGUCCUCGUCUUCUGCGACGACUUCCUCAAGAGGGUGUACACGUUCCCGUGGUACCACGAGCCGGAGUGGAAGGAGGCGUUGCAGCCGGUCUUGGACGUGCUUGGCAUACCGGAGGAGAAAAUGGUGCGCUGCCUGCUGGCUUCGAUGCCCCCCGGGUGCGUCAUACCCGUCCAUCACGACACCGGGCACUGGGUGCAGCACACGCACCGGGUGCACGUCGCGGUCGUCACCGACGUGAGCGAGGUCGACUUUUUGGUUGGGCCUGACCCGAAACACAUGAGGAAGGUGAUGUUCGAUGAGGGCAGGGUGGUGGAGUUCAACAACCAGGCCAAGCACGCCGUCACCAACCGGUGGUCCAGAAAUCGCGUGCACCUCAUCCUGGACUAUGUCGACGAAUACCCCCUGGACUUCGUACGGCUCGCCCCGGGGUCCAAGCUUGUACAGACGCGAAGAAGCAUCGACGUUGAGGGUCUGGUCACGAGACAAGGGCCGGACCCUGCCUUCGUAGUCCUAGGCGGACAGAAGUGCGGGACGACCCUGCUUUACGAGUGCCUCAACCAGCACCCGCUCGUCGCGCGCGGUCGGCGCAGAGAGACGCACUUCUUCGACUGGGCUUGGCCGGCGAAGGGGGAGUCGCUGACGGUGGACCAGCUGCGAGAAUCUUACAUGGCGUUCUUCUACGCGGAAGAACUGAAAUCCCAUCCUUCCAUCGUGACUGGGGAGUCGACCCCGUCAUAUCUAUUGCGCGGAGAUCUGGUCAUACCUCGAUUGAAGAACGUCGCCGGGAAGACACGCCUCCUGGUGAUGCUGAGGGACCCCGUGAAACGGGCGUACUCUCACUACCACAUGGCGGUUGACCCAGAGGGCACCCCUGCGCAGCUGAGGAGUCGAGGCGGAGGAGGCUGGACGAGCAAGACCUUUGAGCAGGUCGUCGAGGAGGAGAGAGCGGUGCUCGAGAAAGCCGGUGUCGGCCCCGCAACUUCCCCGGGGGACUUCGCAAGGGACUACCUCAGCACACGACCAAACGGCUACGGAGGGCACAGCCUGUUGGGGCGAGGCCUGUACGCGUUGCAGUUGCAGCCGUGGCUUGAGGCGUUCGGCCGGGAUCAGAUCAAGGUCCUAUUCCUCGAGGAAGUGGUGAAGUCCGAAGACUCGCUCCAAGAGGCCAUGGACGGCGUUUUCGAGCAUGUCGGGCUCCCCCCUUCGCCGGUGGAGGACAAAGCCCCAAAGAACCACAGGGACUAUCCCCCGAUGGACGAAGGCGUACGCCGGCGGCUGCGAGACUUCUACGCUCCGUACGAUGCCGCGCUACGGCAGCUGCUGAGGAGAGACUCGCUUCCGUGGUAG